AAGAAGACGACGACGACUCUUUACGCCUCUGACGUCAUUACGCACAACGUGAAGCACUGAAGCAACAUGGCUCUGAAUGGAGAUAACGAGGACUUUGAGUGGGAGCCUCCAACAGAGGCAGAGAUGAAGGUGAUCCAGGCUCGCAGGGAGCGACAAGACAAAAUCAGCAAGCUGAUGGGAGACUACCUGCUCAAAGGAUACAGGAUGCUGGGGGAGUGUUGUGACGCGUGUGGGACUAUUCUUCUCCAGGACAAACAGCAGAAAAACUACUGUGUCUCAUGUCAGGAGCUGGACUCUGAUGUUGACAAGGACAACCCUGCUCUGAAUGCGCAGGCAGCGUUGUCCCAAGUGAGAGAGAGACAGCUUGCAGCGCAGUCCCCUGCCCCGUCCCAGGCCCCUGAACUCAAUGGAGGCCCUGGCACCAGUCAGGCAAGUGUGUCGGUUCCCAGACCGGAGCACUGUGAGGGGGCCGCCGCGGGGGGGAGAGCUGUCCUGCCUCCACCUGCUGCCCCUGCUCCUGCAACUCCUGCCUCCACCACAGCGCUAGCACCUGCUCGCCCCCCAGUUAGUCCGCCGAGCACUGUCCUCCAACCUGUGUUGCAAGAAGCCGAGGACGCUGUUCUAACCAAACUUCGCUGGGCCACGACCCAGCUGCAGAGUUCGGCCUCGCUGGAGACAAGUAUCCAGCUGUGCAGCCUCAUCGCCAGCUGUGCCGGCUCACUGCGCAGCCUCAAGGAGCUCAGCCAGUAACCAUCCUGGAAAAGGUUGAAACCAUGGAUUAAUGGGAACGCUGUUUCUACUUUGCCUCUGUCCUGGAAUACUGACUCUGGUUCGCUGCUUUGCGGCAUCUCUCUUUGACUGAAUCCUUGCAUAGAGCUGAAUUCAAAAUUGGUCAGGAAAUGCACUUGAAAUAGGAUUCAAAUGUUAAAAGUUGCUUUUCAGUUAACAUACCUAUAUGGCUGGCAGAAAUAUCAUGUUACAUGGUUUCAGAAUAAGUUUAUGUACAAUUGGUUGAACAUUUGACUGUUACUGUCAAUUUGUAAGUUAUAAUGAUAGAACUGAGUACUUCUAAAUGCACAUUCAUCAUUGAUAUUAAUUUUAAAUAAAAAAACUUGUACAAAAAAAAAAAAGCUUCUCAACUAUAUUCUACAGUAAAAGACUGCUAACGUAUUUCCAUAGUUGUUUGGCUUUUAUUGAUCCAAAAUGGCCACCAAAUUGACAUGUGGGAAGAUGACAUCCGUUUUCUUAUUGGGUGUCCUGUAGUAUCCAAAAACAGGUGUUGGAUUGCAAAUCACAAAAUUCAAACACAAGCUAAAACCCCAGUGCACAACUGCCUGUAACAUACAAGUCUG
Messenger RNA from Morone saxatilis (striped sea-bass), 1352 nucleotides. It is a transcript of the gene znrd2, whose product is annotated as zinc ribbon domain containing 2. The record is from RefSeq and is a predicted model, not a curated record. The coding region runs from base 67 to 750 and encodes 227 amino acids. The transcript has 4 exons. Lineage: Eukaryota; Metazoa; Chordata; Actinopteri; Moronidae.